This is a messenger RNA of Fusarium mangiferae, 369 nucleotides long. RefSeq lists its product as uncharacterized. The record is from RefSeq and is a predicted model, not a curated record. The transcript has a single exon. Bases 1 to 369 code for a protein of 122 amino acids. Lineage: Eukaryota; Fungi; Ascomycota; Sordariomycetes; Hypocreales; Nectriaceae.
AUGAGAGAUGUUUUGACCACAGCCGGCUCCGCAACUGCAUUCAGCUCCGCUGAAACCAUUACGGUCACAGGCUCGUCCACUUCUUUAUUAGAUGAAGCGUCAAGCUUUAAUGUCACAGAGUCCGUGGGCAGCACGGAGACUUCUUGGGGCUCUGAAGCCGUGUCUCCAACUGCCCUGUCGACUACCGAAGGCUUGACAACCGAGAUGGCCACGACGACUGCCCUAACCCUAACCUUCGACUAUACCCUUCAUCAACAAUGCUGGAUUCGACGAUCACGCUUCAUCUAUCGCGCCAUGCUCCAUACUGGCGGGAAUACCGCAUUCGUCGUCUCCGAUGUGACACAUGACGGACCGAGUCCCGCUUUAUGA